This is a messenger RNA of Theobroma umbraticum, 1952 nucleotides long. RefSeq names its product rhamnogalacturonan I rhamnosyltransferase 1-like. Lineage: Eukaryota; Viridiplantae; Streptophyta; Magnoliopsida; Malvales; Malvaceae. The record is from RefSeq and is a predicted model, not a curated record. Gene Ontology annotation, cellular component: cytoplasm.
UCUUGUUUUAAAGAGACUUCUUUCCUCUGAAACAGUGGUUGGAGGCUCCUGAAAACCGGCUUCCCGGGGUGUUCUUUUCUCCGGAUUCUGGUAGGGGAAACUACCCUCAGCCGCAUGGUCCAAACCACUUGAAGCAGUUGGCAAUCAAGGAAAAUUUAAGCCGAAUUCGUUUCUUAUAUAGAAAAUUGUUGUGUUAUAUAGUAUACUAUUUCCCUGUAAGGAAAAUCAAGCAAAGUUGCACGUUAAGGUUGAGGAUUUGCCAAUGGGGAUGGAAGACUUGAAGCACGAUGUUGAAGAAGGGAAAGCAUUUGUCCGCAUAGAGAUGAAGGAUAAACGAUGUGGUAAGGUGGAGUACUUUAAGUCUUCCAUUGGUGAUAUCAGCCCUGAAAAGUUGAAGAAUUUGGUUACUGGACUGGUCAGACUGGAUAAACUGAAGAGUAUGAUGAUUCCCAAGUCUCCUGGAUUUGAACAAGUAAAGUUAUUGACGCUUGGAAUCACAGCCAUGAUGCUUUUUCUGUGGGUUUUCGCAUUGCAAUUGGCACUAUUGGGACAGACUAUUGGCCCAAAGGCAUUCAAGCUUGAACCGCCACCUUAUUUCCCAUCCCCGAGGGUUUACAAGAAUGAAGGUUACUUGAUGGCUUCAUCCAAUGGCGGAUUGAAUCAAAUGAGAGCCGGUAUUUGUGAUAUGGUUGCUAUAGCUAGAUUUCUGAAUCUCACGCUUGUAGUUCCUGACUUGGAUAAAACUUCAUUUUGGCACGAUAGCAGCCAGUUCAAAGACAUAUGGGAUGUGGAUUACUUCAUCAAAUCUCUGAGUGAUGAGGUUCGGAUAAUUAAGCAGCUGCCUCCUAGGCUGAGGAAAAAAGUUCAGAGAUAUGCACUCUAUUCCAUGCCACCCGUUAGCUGGUCUAACAUGUCCUAUUACUACAACACGGUUCUUCCUCGUUUCCAAAAAUAUGAAGUGGUUCGUUUCACAAAAACUGAUACUAGACUAGGGAAUAAUCUUCCUGUUGAGGUUCAGAAAAUGCGUUGUACGGUAAACUAUAAGGCUCUAAGAUUCACUCCUGCAAUUGAAGAGGUGGGGAAGAAGAUUAUUAGGAUUCUGAGGGACAAAGGUCCUUUCUUAGUUCUCCAUCUCAGAUAUGAAAUGGACAUGUUAUCUUUUUCUGGUUGUACUGAAGGUUGCAAUGAGACGGAGGUGGAAGAGCUUACAAGAAUGAGAUAUGCUAUCCCUUGGUGGAAGGAAAAGGAAAUCGAUCCGAAGAGUAAAAGAGAAGCCGGCCUCUGCCCAUUGACCCCAGAGGAGACAGCAAUUGCGCUUAGAGCAUUUGGUAUAAAUCCUAACAUCCAAAUAUAUAUUGCUGCAGGAGAUAUAUAUGGCGGAGAGAGGAGACUGGCAAGUCUUAGAGCAUUCUAUCCGAAUCUAGUGAAGAAGGAAACAUUACUACCCCCUUCAGACCUCAAGCCAUUCCAGAACUAUUCAAAUCAGAUGGCGGCUUUGGAUUAUCUUGUUUCCAUAGAUAGUGACAUAUUCCUGCCGACCUAUGGAGGCAAUAUGGCAAAACUUGUGGAAGGCCAUCGAAGAUUCCUGGGGUACAAGAGGACAAUUAGUCUAGACAGAUUGGUCCUGAUCAGUUUGAUAGACCAAUACAAGAAUGGAACGUUGAGCUGGAGCGAAUUCUCCCAGUCAGUGAAGGCAGCUCAUGCAAAUCGAAUGGGGAACCCAUCUCAAAGAUUGCAGUUUCCGGGCAAACCCAAACAGGAGGAUUACUUCUAUACAAACCCACAGGAAUGUCUGCCGCCGCUUGCUGUAACAACGAACGACAGAAACAAUGUUGAAGACAGGGGACAAUUAUCAUAGCCCCAGCAAUUCCCUAGUGACUGCUAUUUCUGUGUUGAAAACGGGGCGGCUGACUGUAAAACUUCCUGGAUUGAAAAGAGAUAUUAAUUUGUUC